GGAAAUUUUGCAAAAAAUAGGGGAGAGGUUUGGCUCGCACGUCCGCAACAUCGUCCAAAUCGCGGAAAAGGCGGUCGCUUUCGGCAACGGCGACACCGCGGACCGGCCGGAUUUUUUCAUCAUGCCACUGUGCGAGUAUGAGGUCGGCCACUUGCGGCUGUUGCUGCGGCGCUUUUCCGUCCCGCUGACAACCUGGC
Amoebophrya sp. A120 is the source of this 197-nucleotide messenger RNA. The record is from the annotation of a GenBank genome assembly. Lineage: Eukaryota; Dinophyceae; Syndiniales; Amoebophryaceae.